AUGGAGCAGUUCGUCAGGAAGCGCUUGAGCUUCCUGACAUCCUUCUGGAACAAGCUCCGUCCCCGUGCCGUGACGGAGAGCUGCUCCCUGGGGUAUCUUGGUUCUGAUUCCGUUUCGCUGCACUCGGAGCCGAACUCCAUUUCCUUCAUCCCCAAGUCUUCUCUCUGUAUCGCUUUAUACGCUUUCACAGCCCGGAGCUCCGAGGAACUGAGCGUAAGCGCAGGGGACAAACUGCGUGUGCUCAGAGAAGAGGGGGAGUACGUGUUAGCCCGGCGGCUGCUGGGGGAGCCGGCCAUGGGCUACGUCCCUGCUGCCUACGUGGCCAACCUCAGCCAGGGCACCUCAGCUCACCGCCCCUGGUACUUCAGCAGGAUUAGCCGAAACGAAGCGGAACAGCUCCUCCUCUCGCCUCCCAACCAGCACGGCUCCUUCCUUGUCCGGGACAGUGAGAGCAGCAAGGGCGAAUACUCUCUCUCAGUGCGCAACCACACCAAGGUCAGCCACUUCCGAAUCUGCAAGAGCCCCAGGGGCAACCUCUACAUCCAGAAGGGACACCCCUUCCCCAACAUGGAGGAGCUCCUCGCCUUCUACAUGGAGCACUGGAAGGUCAUCCAGAGCCCUCUGCUGCAGCCCUGCAGCCCCGCGACCCCCCCUGAGAGGGAUGGCUGGGAGCGCCCGCGCUGGGAGUUCACCCUGCGGAGGAAGCUGGGAGAGGGCUACUUCGGAGAGGUGUGGGAAGGGCUGUGGAGGAACACGGUGCCAGUGGCCAUCAAGAUCAUAAAAGCUGACAUGAAAGCAGAAGACUUCACCAAGGAGAUUCAGAACCUGAAGCGCCUGAGGCACGAGAAGCUGAUCCAGCUGCACGCUGUCUGCUCGCUGGAUGAGCCCGUGUACAUCAUCACUGAGCUCAUGCGCAAAGGCAACCUCCACAGCUACCUCAACAGUCCUGAAGGGAAGUCCCUGGGCACCUCCCACCUGCUCAACAUCGCCUGCCAAGUGGCAGAUGGGAUGAGGUACCUGGAGGAGAAGCACAUUGUCCACCGGGAUCUGGCAGCCCGAAACAUCCUGGUGGGAGAGGAACUCACCUGCAAAAUUGCUGAUUUUGGACUUGCCCGGCUCCUCAAGGAUGACAUUUAUUCCACCAGCAGCAGCACUAAAAUCCCAGUGAAGUGGACAGCCCCAGAGGCAGCCAACUACCGCACCUACUCCCUCAAGUCCGAUGUCUGGUCCUACGGGAUUCUGCUCUAUGAAGUCUUCACAUAUGGACAGAUCCCGUAUGAAGGGAUGACAAACCAAGAAACUGUACGGCAAAUCACCAGGGGCUACCGCCUUCCCCGGCCCAGCUCCUGCCCUCCUGAGAUCUACAGCAUCAUGCUGGAAUGCUGGAGUGGGAACACGGAGGAGCGUCCCACCUUCCUGGCCCUGCGGGAGAAGCUGGGCUUCAUCUACAGAAGGCUGCUCAGCUCCCUCUCCUGAGGGACCCCUUCCCACCAU
Molecule: messenger RNA, 1494 nt
Organism: Manacus vitellinus (golden-collared manakin)
Lineage: Eukaryota; Metazoa; Chordata; Aves; Passeriformes; Pipridae
Product: tyrosine-protein kinase Srms
Exons: 8
Coding region: 1-1476 (491 amino acids)
Biological process (GO): protein phosphorylation; cell differentiation; innate immune response
Cellular component (GO): extrinsic component of cytoplasmic side of plasma membrane
Molecular function (GO): ATP binding; non-membrane spanning protein tyrosine kinase activity; signaling receptor binding
Source: RefSeq, a predicted model, not a curated record